Messenger RNA from Zygotorulaspora mrakii, 489 nucleotides. It is a transcript of the gene TAF13, whose product is annotated as Taf13p. Lineage: Eukaryota; Fungi; Ascomycota; Saccharomycetes; Saccharomycetales; Saccharomycetaceae. Gene Ontology annotation, biological process: RNA polymerase II preinitiation complex assembly; transcription by RNA polymerase II. Gene Ontology annotation, molecular function: protein heterodimerization activity. The transcript has a single exon. The record is from RefSeq and is a predicted model, not a curated record. Gene Ontology annotation, cellular component: transcription factor TFIID complex. The coding region runs from base 1 to 489 and encodes 162 amino acids.
AUGUCAAAGAAGAUGAAAAGAAAUAACUUCUUUGCAAAAGACGUGAGCUCUUUGCUAUACGCUUACGGUGAUGUGCCGCAGCCCUUACAGGAGACUAUACAGUGUAUGGAUGAUUUGGUUGCAGGUUAUUUAGUUGACAUCUGCACUUCAGCGUCAAAGACAGCACAGAAUUCACAGCGUACUAAAUUGAAGCUGGAAGAUUUUAGAUUUGCUAUACGGCACGAUCCAAUCAAGCUGGCGAGGUCGGAUGAACUUAUUGCCACGAACAAGCUCAUUACAGAGGCAAAAAAACAGUUCAAUAGUACAGAUAAUCAGUCCCUGAAAAAGGUCAAGGAGGGAGAUAACGAUGAAGAGGAGGAGGAGGAGGAUGACGACGAGGACGCCGAUGAUGAUAACGACGCAGCUGGCUUUAAAAGGAAGGCAAAACAUGACAACAAAACAGCGAAAUCGAACAGGAACAAGAAUAAAAGAGCCAAGCAACAGGCCUGA